AUGGCAGUGUUCACUAGUUCCACCGGAAAACUCGGUAAGGGUGUAGGGGAGCACGACGAAGACGCAUCGAAGCCCCAGGAUCGUCCUCCGUCUCAGGCCAACAUGUUGACGAAGUUCUUCCACAAGGUGACAGGUCAACCAGCCUCGUAUGUGAACAAAGCCGACUACAUAUUCGGCAAAACACUCGGAGCUGGCGCUUUCGGUGUGGUCCGCCAGGCCCGUAACUCGAAACAGAACCAAAAUGUUGCGAUAAAGAUCCUUUUAAAGCGUGCAUUGAAGGGCAACGAGCUGCAGAUGCUCUACGAUGAGCUGUCGAUCUUGCAGAAGCUUGACCACCCCAACAUUGUGAAGUUCAAGGACUGGUUUGAGUCGAGGGAGAAGUUCUACAUUGUUACCCAACUGGCUACAGGAGGUGAACUCUUUGAUAGAAUCCUGAAGAAGGGGAAGUUCACCGAGACAGACGCCGUCAAAAUAGUUGUGCAGAUGCUUACUGCAGUGGAGUACAUGCAUUCCCAAAACGUGGUCCAUCGCGACCUGAAGCCGGAAAAUGUUCUGUACUUGGACCCGUCCGACGAGUCGCAGCUAGUCAUCAGUGACUUCGGCAUUGCGAAGCAGCUUUCCUCGGAAAGCCAACUAAUUCACAGGGCCGCUGGCUCGAUGGGUUAUGUUGCGCCUGAGGUGCUGACCACUAGCGGACAUGGAAAGCCGUGCGACAUAUGGUCUUUGGGUGUCAUUACGUACACGCUACUCUGUGGGUAUUCGCCCUUCAUCGCGGAGAGUACCGAGGGCUUCCUGGAGGAGGUGUUCAGUGGCAGUGAUCCAGUGACAUUCCAUUCCCCGUACUGGAACAAUAUCUCCAAGGAGGCCAAGCAGUUCAUACUGCGCGCGCUGACCCUGACGCCGGCGCGGAGACCGACUGCAGCGGAACUGCUGACGGAUAGAUGGAUAGUCUCCAAACAGUCAAACACUGCCGAUCUGCUGCCUACGAUCAGAGAGGGUUUCAAUGCGUCCAAGAAAUUCCGUGACGCCAUGCAGGUUGUGAUUCUGAAUAAUAGAAUCAAGAAGCUGAAACAGAUGUAUGGUCACGACGAGUCCGACACUGACCUGGAGGAGAAUUCGGCCUCAACAGAUCGCCGCAAGGUUGGCCUCGAGGUGUUGCAGAACGCCCUGCGCUCGCUGUCACUCAAGGGCAGUCAAGAGUCACCAGAGCAGAAACAGCUAAAGUCCCAGGUCACACAACAGGCCUUUGUGCAACUUGUCCUUGCCGCAAAGGAGAACAAGGAGCGCAUUCGUGAGUACCAGAGCCAACAGUCCCUGGACUCCGUCGCCGCCCAUCAGAACACUACUGACGCCCCACAAUGA
Messenger RNA from Eremothecium gossypii ATCC 10895, 1362 nucleotides. RefSeq names its product serine/threonine-protein kinase. The transcript has a single exon. The record is from RefSeq and is marked provisional. Gene Ontology annotation, molecular function: calcium/calmodulin-dependent protein kinase activity; ATP binding. Gene Ontology annotation, biological process: protein phosphorylation; cellular response to oxidative stress. Lineage: Eukaryota; Fungi; Ascomycota; Saccharomycetes; Saccharomycetales; Saccharomycetaceae. The coding region runs from base 1 to 1362 and encodes 453 amino acids.